AAUAACACGUGCAUUUUUGACCGCUGCAUCUCGCGAAUCUAUUUUUUGCAACACGCAGCAUUUCCGUUUAGCUGCAGUAGUAAUUUUUUUGAGAUUCUGUUAACUUUUAAAUUGAAAAGGAGAACAAAGCCACAGUAAAUACACUUCAAAUCCGUGCUAAAUAUUUGAAUACAGAACAUAAAGUAAAUUAUUUCAAUGGCGCCCCGUGUCCCCACCCCUUUGUAGCGCAACAAACUCCAACAAAAGCAGAGUAAUAUUUAUCCCAUCUGGUGUUAAAGUGUGAUUUGUGAAUAAAAAUAUUAAAAGUAAAGUGAGGAUUAAGAAAAUAAUUGUCGAAAAAAUUUGUGAAAGUGUAAUCCGUUCGAAAUUUGUUUAGAAGAAAAUGUUGGAAAAUCGGGUGUUGCGCUACACUUUUUAUAGCCUGACUGCAGGCAUAUCGACAGUGUUGUUGUCAGAAAUUGUAUAUCGUGGCUAUUUGUACGUGCGCGAACGAUUGUGGCGUUGCGAUGCAUCUGACGACGAAGUGGCCGAAGUCAUCUGGACGAAUGAGCUGACACAAGGUUGUGCAGGUGGACACAUACUGAAAUCUCCAUCCGAGCGCAAGAGCCCUACGCAAGAGAGCCCUACAAGUGGCAUGGUCGAGAAUGGGCAUAUUGCCAAACUACCAGCUCCAACUGCAAGUGCAAGUCCUUCGUGUAAAAAUCGCUUUUGUGCUGCUAACAAUGUCGGCCGACUAAUUUCGUUAAUUGAUAAAUCUAAAUAUACCAUUGAUCUGGCCAUGUAUACGUUUACAUCCUACGAUCUGUCGCAGGCAUUUCUGCGAGCUAUUCGCAGAGGAGUGUCUGUGCGCAUCAUCAGUGACAACGAAAUGGUGUACUCCAGUGGCUCACAGAUUAUAGCAUUGACGAAGGCAG
Molecule: messenger RNA, 914 nt
Organism: Rhagoletis zephyria (snowberry fruit fly)
Lineage: Eukaryota; Metazoa; Arthropoda; Insecta; Diptera; Tephritidae
Product: mitochondrial cardiolipin hydrolase-like
Biological process (GO): piRNA processing
Cellular component (GO): mitochondrion
Molecular function (GO): RNA endonuclease activity producing 5'-phosphomonoesters, hydrolytic mechanism
Source: RefSeq, a predicted model, not a curated record